UGAAUCCCUUACUUUCAAUUAGUACUCAAAAAGUCCGCUUGAGCUUCCGCUGUUUUUGCUCGCAAAGUGAAGUGUAGUCACUGAUAGGUUAAGAAAAUUUUAGUUUUAAGAGCACAUGGUGUGUCAGGUAUUACAUCUCAACUCAGAUGAAUCGAGUUUUUUAUCUCAAAGCAGUAUGAGGGAUUAAAAGAACUUUCUUUUUUUAAAUAGUACGUUAAACAAUCGAAUGAGAAAUGUUUGUGGUUAAUUAGUACAUAAGUACUGUUGACAGUGAAUGAACAGAUUUUUUAUUCAUAGUAUAUUUACAUGAUCGAUUCAGAGAAGGUUCUUAUUUUAAGGCAAUGUUAAUAAUAAAUUGAAAGUAGCGUCGAAAAAGAGAAUUAACCUACAGUGCUCCAACAUCAGAAGUUCAAGUGAAGCAUAGUGACAGUAGUAUAAGGAAAUUCAAGAAGGAAGAGGAAAGAUCAAAUACUGACUGCAAUCGAUUAAAUUUAUUAUUGCACGUUCUUUUUGAUUCCUUCUUUUGCCAAAUUCUAAUUUAACGGAUAAUUAUGUCACUGGACCAGACAGUUUGCGAAGAUCUGAAAGCUUUUGAGAGGCGACUUACCGAAGUUAUUUCUAGUCUGCAACCAGCCACCUUGCGAUGGAGAUUCCUGUUGGGUUCCAUCUCUAUCUGUACCGCUAUCGGUGCUUGGCACUGGCUGACGGAUCCCAACACAUCAGCAGUAUCCUUCACGCAGAGCCUGUAUAACCAUCCAUUCUUCACAAUAUCUAGUAUAAUAUUAUUGAUACUGUUCAUGUUGGGAGUACACAGACGGGUGAUAGCGCCAAGUAUUAUAACUCAGCGAGCUAGGAGCGUGCUCGGUGAUUUCAACAUGAGCUGUGACGAUACCGGGAAGCUGAUCCUAAAGCCCACGAGGCCUCUACAUCCUCACGAAACUUAAGACGUGGCUAUUAUUAAAUAAUUGUAAUUAAACGUUAGUUUCUUUGAACUGUUUGCUAUGUUGCAAACAGUUACAGCUAGUGUGAAUAUGGGAUGUUGAUUUUUUUAUGUGUAAUGAGAAACAGUCUGAGUGAUCACGACGAACAGUUUAGGUUCUACAUCUUUUUUACGUUGUAACAUGUGUAAAUUUCUGUGUAAAUUCCAUUGAAUCAUGAUCAAUUCUUUGCUAUGUCUACAAAACGUCCAAUGUAAGUAGUAUGUAUGAUGCGCAUAUGCAUUCUUCCAUUUGAACAUUAUGGUGUACAUUUCAAUCUGGUAUACCUGUUUUACGGCAGUGACAUUCGAUUAUUUUAUAUUAUCCUGUCAAUGUAUUAUAUCUAGUACUAUUAGCAAAUGAUCAAAGCCAGAUUAGAUUCAUUUAUAAUGAUACACGAAAAGUGACGGUAUAUUGAUUUGUUUUUUUUAUUUGUUCAGUUUAUGUAUAAUAUGUAAUAUAUAUCAAAUGCAUAUCAAUAUAUUUUCAUGUGAUUUACGGUAGAAAAAAAUUACGCUAUUUAAUUUAUUAAAUAACUCCUCGUAGUGAGUGAAGUAGCAUAGUACUUCAAUACUCUUGCCAAACAACCGCUUGCAAAAGAUUGUACUUGAACCGAAGGGAAUUGUAAUUAACUGUUUCGCAGAUCAUGCGACGGGGAAAUUUCGAUUAACAGUUAAAAUGGUGAACCAGAUCGUGUAUCAUAUGUAAUUUGUAUUCUUGUAAAAUGCUCAACACAAAGUAUACUAUUUUCUAAUAAGGAUAAGCAAAUUGAAGAGUAUUUAAGAGAUAAUAAUGAUGAUUGCUAUGAUUCAAGAAGUGGAUUGUUGUAGCAAUUACAUGUAGAAAAUAUCUGUAAAGUUCUUGUAUUUUUUAAAUCAAUUAUUAAAUAAUUUUUAUUUAG
Ooceraea biroi (clonal raider ant) is the source of this 1878-nucleotide messenger RNA. RefSeq names its product CTD nuclear envelope phosphatase 1 regulatory subunit 2 (gene Cnep1r2). The record is from RefSeq and is a predicted model, not a curated record. Gene Ontology annotation, cellular component: Nem1-Spo7 phosphatase complex; cytoplasm. Lineage: Eukaryota; Metazoa; Arthropoda; Insecta; Hymenoptera; Formicidae.